This is a messenger RNA of Glycine soja, 3122 nucleotides long. RefSeq names its product phosphate transporter PHO1 homolog 3-like. Bases 472 to 2859 code for a protein of 795 amino acids. Gene Ontology annotation, cellular component: Golgi apparatus; plasma membrane; trans-Golgi network. The record is from RefSeq and is a predicted model, not a curated record. The transcript has 13 exons. Lineage: Eukaryota; Viridiplantae; Streptophyta; Magnoliopsida; Fabales; Fabaceae. Gene Ontology annotation, biological process: phosphate ion transport; cellular response to phosphate starvation. Gene Ontology annotation, molecular function: inositol hexakisphosphate binding.
UCCUAAAAAGCACUAUUUUUUCUUGGUGCAUAAUUGAAAACACAACUUAAAAAGCACUAACUUUUCGUUUUGGUCCCAAAGGACAGGGUAACGUGAUUUUCUAGUGUCUAUACCCUUUUUUCUAUUCUAAUUCACAACUUAAUUAAUUAAACACAUAACGGUGAAUUAGUCUUCCACGCCUACCUCACCAACUCUAUCAAACCCAACCCACCGUCAUUUCUUGUAAAAUAUUCAUUGUUCAUAUAAAUGUAACAGCAUCCAUAGCAACCUACUCCAUCGUGAUCUCUAUUCCAUUCUCUUUCAUUAUCCAUCAUUUCCCUUUACACCUACUCUCUUGAUAUCUUAUCUCAAAAGAGUUUCUACUCUAAUUCAUCACCCUCUACCUACACACAUCAAGGUGGACUAAUAUCUAAAACCUUGAUACAUACAUACACAUCUUUGGUGCAACCAACAUAAUCAAAUUCAAAGGCAAUGAAGUUUGGGAAAGAAUACACAUCCCAAAUGGUGCCAGAAUGGCAAGAAGCAUACAUGGAUUACAAUUUUCUGAAAUCCCAUUUGAAAGAAAUACAACGUUUCAGACAAAGAACCAAGCCUCCUACAGCCACUCCAAGAGGCCUAAGAAGAAAGCUAACACUAUAUAGAGCCUUCAGUGGCCUCACACAACAAAAACACUACCAACAACUUAGUCCCUCAGAACAUGACAUAGAGAGCCAACCUAUAAUGGUGCACUCAGUGAACAACCAUGAUGGCUAUGAGAAGUACCAAACUACAUUCCUUAUGACUUCAGAAGAAGGUGGAGAAUACGAGUUGGUGUACUUCAAGAGGCUCGAUGAUGAGUUCAACAAAGUGGGCAAGUUUUAUAGAUCAAAAGUGGAGGAAGUGAUGACGGAAGCUGCAAUACUUAACAAGCAAAUGGAUGCUUUGAUCGCUUUCAGGAUCAAAGUUGAGAACCCAACUGGGUCGUUUGAUCGAUCCAUUGAGAUGACUCGUCUUGCUUCUGAUGUUGCUUCUUCAUCUGCUGUGUUGUCAGCUUCCACACCCAAAGGAGCCAAAUUGAACAGAAAGGUUACCAUGGCCAUGGAAGUGAUUGAAGAGGGUAGUACUCAUCACGAGCAAUCAGAUGAUUCAAAUGAUGAUCAAGAAGAACAUGUGAAACAAACUGUAAAACCAAAAGUUGAGGUACAGAAGCCAAAUAAUGUCAGGGGCACUAGACCAGCUCCUUUGGAAGUACUUGAUCGUGUGCAAUUGAAUCACUCCUUUGAAACUCCACGUUCAACUAUCAAAGGUGUUCUCAAUUUCCCUGGUAAUACAGAACUAAAUUUCAGUAGAAAAAAUUUGAACAAAGUUGAGGAACAACUUCAACGGUCAUUCAUUGAAUUCUACCGCAAGCUUAGGCUUCUAAAAAGCUAUAGCUUCCUGAAUACAUUGGCAUUUUCAAAGAUAAUGAAGAAAUAUGAUAAGAUCACGUCAAGAGAUGCAGCUAAAGCUUAUAUGAAAAUGGUGGACAACUCCCACCUUGGAAGUUCUGAUGAGGUCACAAAGCUCAUGGAUAGAGUUGAGAAAACAUUCACUAAGCACUUCUACAACUCAAAUCGUAAUAAAGCCAUGAAUAUCUUAAGACCAAAGGCAAAGAGAGAAAGACAUAGAGUUACAUUUUCAAUGGGUUUCUUAGCAGGAUGCACAGCGGCUCUUGUGUUAGCCCUAAUUCUAAUCGUUCGUACUCGUAAAAUAUUGGAUGAGUCAGGGAGUACUAAGUACAUGGAUACCUUGUUCCCACUGAACAGUCUAUAUGGAUACAUAGUUCUACACAUGCUGAUGUAUGCAGCAAAUAUUUACUUCUGGAGGCGAUACAGAGUGAACCACUCAUUCAUAUUUGGUUUUAAACAAGGCACUGAGUUGGGCUACAAUCAAGUCCUUCUCCUAGGUUUUGGUCUAGCAGUAUUGGCGCUCGGCGGUGUGCUUGUAAACCUAGACAUGCAGAUUGAUCCACAAACAAAAGAUUACAAAACAUUGACUGAACUUAUUCCACUCAUCUUGCUGCUUGUUGUGAUUGCUAUUUUACUGUGCCCCAUAAACAUCUUUUAUCGCUCAAGCAGGGUUUUCUUGCUCAUAUGCUUGUUUCACUGCAUAUGUGCUCCUCUUUACAAGGUCACACUCCCGGAUUUCUUCAUGGCAGAUCAAUUUACUAGCCAGGUGCAAGCCUUGAGAAGUUUUGAGUUGUACAUUUGCUACUAUGGCUGGGGGGAUUUCAAACAGAGAGAAAACACUUGCAACUCUAGUAGUGUAUUCAUAACUUUUUCAUUCAUCGUUGCCGUCAUUCCCUACUGGUCUCGUUUCCUUCAGUGUCUCAGGCGCCUGUUCGAAGAGAAAGAUCCAAUGCAAGGAUAUAACGGAUUGAAAUAUUUCCUCACAAUUGUUGCUGUUUGCUUUAGGACAGCCUAUAAUCGUAACAAUUCAAUGGCGUGGAUGGUGCUGGCUUGGAUUUUCUCAGUAUUUGCAGCAGUUGCAUCUACAUAUUGGGACCUUGUAAUUGAUUGGGGCCUUUUGCAAAGGCGUUCCAAGAAUCGCUGGUUGAGAGACAAACUUGCAGUCCCUCAUAAAAGUGUAUAUUUCUUAGCCAUGGUCCUUAAUGUCUUGCUGAGAUUCGCUUGGUUGCAGACUGUUUUGAAUUUCAAGUUUAGCUUCUUGCAUAAACAAGCCAUGACUACUAUUGUUGCAUGUCUAGAGAUCAUUCGUCGUGGCAUGUGGAACUUCUUCAGAUUGGAGAAUGAGCACUUGAACAAUGUUGGCAAGUACCGUGCAUUCAAGUCAGUGCCUCUACCCUUCAAUUACGACGAAGAUGAAGAUAAAGAUGAGUGAUGCGAUACUAGGCUACAACAUGGAUUUAUUGUUUGAUUUGAUUUCCUCUUUUUCUUUUCUAAAACACCUUUUUGCUCCUUCUUUUAUUCUUUCCUUCUUCAUAUGUUGAGAAUUCAAGUGUAAAUAUUUUCUUUUUGCUUCAAGCAAUAAAGGAGCAUUACAUGGGUGGCUGCAAAUAUUAUCACGUUGACUUAAAGAUGUUAUGGAGUUCGACUUAUCAUAAUCAACCCAAGUUAUAAAGUAAAUCACCUUAAAGAGCAUCA